CAUGUUAUUGUGAUCCAACUUCCUGGGUGGAGACAACUGCGCCUCCCGAUUCUUUUCUGUUGCUGCAAAUGGUGUGUGAACCUGAAUAUUUCCAUUCUGUGAAACAUUAAGAAAUGUAUCACAUAUGUGCGGAAGAGGAGAAAGACAGUUAUUGUAACAAAUUAGGUAAACCAUCAUGAUCCCCAUCACAGAGCUCCGGUACUUUGUUGACACCCAGCCGGCGUACCGCAUCCUGAAGCCAUGGUGGGACGUCUUCACAGACUACAUAUCCAUUGUCAUGCUCAUGAUCGCCGUGUUUGGGGGCACGCUGCAGGUCACCCAGGACAAGAUGAUCUGCCUGCCCUGCAAGUGGGUGGUCAACAAGUCUUGCGAGUACCUCAAUGUGAGCUUCCCAGACCCAUUUGCCCCUGAGCCCAAAGGCAUCCAAUAUGAACUCGACCGGCACCAGUACAACUACAUUGACGCGGUCUGCUACGAGAACAAGCUGCACUGGUUCGCCAAGUACUUCCCCUACCUGGUGCUACUGCACACCCUCAUCUUCCUGGCCUGCAGUAACUUCUGGUUCAAGUUCCCCCGGACUAGCUCCAAAUUGGAGCACUUUGUGUCCAUCCUGCUCAAGUGUUUUGACUCGCCCUGGACCACCAGGGCUCUGUCCGAGACGGUAGUGGAGGAGAGUGACCCCAAGCCCCUGGGGAAAAUGAACGGUUUGGUGGACAAGAAGGCAUCUUGUGUCAGCGAGGAUGUGGAGGCCAGCAUUCCCAUGCUCCAAAGGACUAAGUCCCGCAUCGAGCAGGGCAUCGUGGACCGCUCCGACACCGGCGUCCUGGACAAGAAGGAAGGCGAGCAGGCCAAAGCUCUGUUCGAGAAGGUGAAGAAGUUCCGGAUGCACGUCGAAGAAGGGGACAUCGUUUACCGGCUCUACAUCCGCCAGACCAUCAUCAAAGUCCUCAAGUUCAUCCUGAUCAUCUGCUACACGGCCUACUAUGUGCACUACAUCAAGUUCAGUGUUAUCUGCAUGGUGGACAUUGAGAAGCUGACAGGCUAUAGGAUGUACCACUGUGCUCACCCCCUUGCCACCCUCUUCAAGAUCCUGGCCUGUUUCUAUAUCAGCCUGGUGGGGAUUUACGGUCUCAUCUGCAUGUACACCCUCUGCUGGAUGCUCAGCCGCUCCCUCAAGCGCUACUCUUUUGAGUCGAUCCGUGAGGAGAGCCACUACAGCGACAUACCCGAUGUGAAGAACGACUUUGCCUUCAUGCUGCACAUGAUCGACCAGUAUGACCCGCUCUACUCCAAGCGCUUUGCCGUUUUCCUAUCGGAGGUGAGUGAGAACAAACUGCGUCAGCUGAACCUCAACAAUGAGUGGACGCUGGACAAGCUGAGGCAACGCAUCACCAAGAACUCCCAGGAGAAACUGGAGCUGCACCUGUUCAUGCUUAUCGGAAUCCCUGACACAGUGUUUGACCUCAUAGAACUGGAGGUGCUCAAGCUGGAGCUCAUCCCCGAUGUCACCAUCCCCCCCAUCAUUGCCCAGCUGGUCAGCCUGAGAGAGAUGUGGCUCUACCACACACCGGCUAAAAUUGAGGCCCCAGCUUUGGCCUUCCUGAGGGAGAACCUCAAGUCCCUCCACAUCAAGUUCACAGACAUCAAGGAGAUCCCUCUGUGGAUCUACAGCCUGAAGAACCUGAGCGAGCUGCACCUCACAGGGAACCUGAGCGCAGAGAACAACCGCUUCAUCGUAAUCGACGGGCUACGGGAGCUCAAGAGGCUCAAAGUGCUCCGUCUGAAGAGCAACCUGACCAAGCUGCCUCAGGUGGUGACAGACGUCGGGGUCCACCUCCAAAAGCUGUCCAUCAACAACGAGGGCACCAAGCUGAUGGUGCUCAACAGCCUGAAGAAGAUGAUGAACCUGACAGAGCUGGAGCUGUUACGCUGCGACCUGGAACGAAUCCCGCACUCCAUCUUCAGCCUGCACAACCUGCAAGAGAUCGACCUGAAGGACAACAAUCUCAAGACCAUCGAGGAGAUCAUCAGCUUCCAGCACCUGCACCGGCUGGUAAGCCUGAAGCUAUGGUACAACCAGAUUGCCUACAUCCCCAUCCAGAUCGGCACCUUGACGAACAUGGAGAGGCUCUACCUAAACCGCAACAAGAUCGAGAAGAUCCCGGGCCAGCUCUUCUACUGCCGCAAACUGCGCUUCCUGGACCUGAGUCACAACAACCUGACCAGUAUACAUGCCGACGUGGGCUUCCUCCAGAACCUGCAGUACUUUGCUGUGACGGCCAACAGGAUCGAGUCGCUCCCACCGGAGCUGUUCCAGUGCAAGAAGCUGCGCACCCUGAACCUGGGCAACAACUGCCUGCAUACUCUACCGUCACGCUUUGGAGAGCUGACGGGCCUGACCCAGCUGGAGCUGCGGGGGAACCGUCUGGAGUGCCUGCCCGUGGAGCUGGGGGAGUGCAGGCAGCUGAAGAGGAGCGGCCUGGUGGUGGAGGAGGACCUGUUCAAGACACUGCCCACAGAGGUCAAAGAGCAGCUGUGGAGGGCCGACAAGGAGCCGGUCUGAGGAGAGAGACCAGAGAGAAGGAGUCUAAGGAGAGGAGGAAAGCGGGAGAGAGGAUUGGGCAGUGGAUGCUGAUGUCACUUUCAAUCGGAGGCCAUUUUCAAAUUUCUCCCUCCUUCCAGCCUCUACUGGUAUGGAGUAGGAGAAAGGGGGGAGAUGUGUCCGUAUUGCUGGACAUGCAUCCAGAGAAGGAUAGAUGGUUGGUUGGUUGGUUGGUUGGUUGGUUAUUGUCUUGGCUCUCCUGGCUGAAUUAGUUUUCUUAGGGUCACAGGUAGGACUGGCACAAUUACAGUAUAACCGUGUAACCGAUGGUUAUGGAUGAAGAUGGUCAUAAAAAUAAAAUAGCUAUUUUUUAUUUUUUUUACGAACAGCUGGCUGAAUAACCACAAUGCAGCAGCAGUACACAGAACUAGAAUGAAUAGAACAGGCUUGGAACCUCUAACCUUGGCAAUUUGACUGGUAAACUUAUAGGUACACUUGCAAUGGCUGCCUGAUAUUAUGAUGCAAUAAUUUCCAUGGUAAUGGAGAAUGUUCAUUCAAAUGAUGUUAACUGAUGUAGCUCAUGCAAUGUAUUUUAUGUAAGGUCAGUUGAGUUGAAUCAACAAAUCACAGCACAAAUUACUUCCUGCUUUAUAACUAUGGGUACACUCGCAAUGGCCGCCACUCCACCCAUUAUGCCAUCAUUUACUUGCCUGUUCUAUUCAUUAUAUUUCUAUGGCAGCGGAGGAGAGGAGAAAAUGGCAAUCUAUUUUUUGCUAUUCAGACGUUUAUUACGGUGACCGCGGUCAUUUGGUUGGCCAAUUACCGUCAUCCAAAAUUCCAUGACCAUCAAUGCCCUAGUCACAGGGUCACAAGAUGUUCUUCAACACACUAACCAGACAGAGACCUCUCCUCGCCAACUUUGUGGUUCUUUUCCCCCCUUUUUUAAAUGAAACGUUGUGCAAAGUCGAUGGUUGUCGAAUGCUGAUUAGGAAAGAGGAUGAGUUAGACAGACAGAAAUGAAACCUUGUGAGAUUGAGGAUUUAGUUUUUAGUACAGAGUCCUCUCAGUAUGGAUCAGGGGUGUCAAACUCAUUUUGCCCCGGGGACCGCAUUCGGACUUCGAGGUCAAUCCUCCCGGACUGUCUAGCUUUCAUUUCAGUGAUUAUUAGCGAGCUGGACACAGUCAAGAAACUGUAUGAAUGUAAGUCCAUUAUCAUUUCUACACAGUUUCAAUUUGGUUUUAGUCAUUUUAAACUAUAUUGAGUUUGUUUCCCCCCCAAAAGAAAACAAUAUUUAUAUAUUUUUUUUCUCAAACACCUCUGGUAUAGACAGUGGCCACAGAAGGACAAGAGAUUACAAAACCGAGCAGUACCCCUACGGUGCCCGCAUGUGGCAAAGACACACACAGACACAAACAAACUUGUAGAACUAGAAAAUAUUAUCUUCUGCCUAACUGAUUCCACUGCUGGAAAGCCAGCAGUCAACAUGAAAGAGUUGGUGUGUGGGAGUGGAAGGCUCAUGAAGCCUACAAAGCAAUAUGUGUUUUUGCUCUGUUUUCCAUCUUCACUUGAAAGUAUACAGUCCACGAGUCUCUUUAUCCAAACGCCAGUGAGAGGACACAGGAUCUGACUGGUUAAAUGAAACACUAUGGCCAAUGCAACCAAAGCAGGGCCCUGUUUAUUAGGCAACAAAUAGUGGGACAUUUACUGAAACACUAAUUUUUGUUUUCUGCAAAAGGUGAUUCCUUCAAGACCAGCCAGGCAACUCUUGUUACUAAUAGGGCCUUACCUUUUGGGUGCUGUAAUGUAUGUCCCACGCUAUGUGUGAUUACAACCAUCAUGUUCAUGAUUUUGCUAAAUAUGCAGACAAAUGUAUAGCUUAUAAUGUUGUACAUUUAUGUUUUGAGAAUGUACAUGGUAUUAUUAUUCUUACCAGCUGUUCCAAGUUAUUUUAAAAGGAGAGGGAAUCCUCAUUUUGGAGGAAAGUGAGAUGAAUUCAUCUUUGUUCACAAUUAUUUUCAUUUUAUGUAAUAGCUACAUACAGUUCAUUCAGAAAGUAUUCAGACCCCUUUACUUUUUCCACAUUUUGUUACGUUACAGCCUUAUUCUAUCUACACACAA
Messenger RNA from Coregonus clupeaformis (lake whitefish), 4661 nucleotides. Its product is annotated as volume-regulated anion channel subunit LRRC8A. The transcript has 3 exons. NCBI's taxonomy places the organism in Eukaryota, Metazoa, Chordata, Actinopteri, Salmoniformes, Salmonidae. Bases 176 to 2563 code for a protein of 795 amino acids. Gene Ontology annotation, molecular function: protein binding. The record is from RefSeq and is a predicted model, not a curated record.